AAUGUUUCAAAUAGUCCAUAUUCUAGAAGAGAAUUAAAAGUUAAUAGGUAAUUACUAAAGUAGGAAUUAAUUGAGCUUCCUAUUCGAAUGCAGCAAAUGGAUUUAUGAAAGCUUAUUCUUACGCUGUGAAAGGUGUGGAAUUAUAAAUGCACUUAAGACAAUAGAGCUAAGAGAUCAACUCAUUUCUGCCACAACAGCUUGAACAAUUAGUUUAGAUAAUAAAAUACAGAUUUCUUCAUUUAGUGGAUUUGAAUUGACAUGAAUUUGGGUUUUAUUGGAAAAGGCUUCAAUUAUUUUACUAAUUCGAUGAAAUUCUUUCCAAAACAACUUAUGCUAUUAAAUUGCUCAGUAUAACAAUCACCCAUACUACCGUUG
Messenger RNA from Paramecium octaurelia, 375 nucleotides. NCBI's taxonomy places the organism in Eukaryota, Ciliophora, Oligohymenophorea, Peniculida, Parameciidae. The record is from the annotation of a GenBank genome assembly.